Cladophialophora yegresii CBS 114405 is the source of this 1596-nucleotide messenger RNA. RefSeq lists its product as uncharacterized. The coding region runs from base 1 to 1596 and encodes 531 amino acids. Lineage: Eukaryota; Fungi; Ascomycota; Eurotiomycetes; Chaetothyriales; Herpotrichiellaceae. The record is from RefSeq and is a predicted model, not a curated record. The transcript has a single exon.
AUGUUUUGCUUCCGUGAAGAUUCAGAAAAGCACCGCGUUGGUCGAAAACCGCGUGGAAGCAGCGGCAAAGACCCCAACCGCGUCGCCAAAUUCGUACCUCAUUUUCACAGCAGCAGAAACGAGGAUUCCACCAGAAAGAACGAUGAUCCGCGUCAGUAUUCUGAUGAAAUACCACAAGAUGGCCGAACAAGUAUUGCGGGUCGCAAGAGUCGGCUGGAUACAUGCUCCGUCCAGGAUGAACUCAAGGACGUCGAGGACAGGCUCUUCAAGUGGAUGACAGACCGCAGACUGCCCAUUGAUCGGUCGCAAAAUGCAGCAACCUCUCUGCUGAUCAAGGUCUUUGCUUCUCAUGACUCUUUGCAAGAAACCAAUAGACGACUAGUGGAGACGUUACAGGAGAGAGAUACCAGGAUCCAACGCUACAGAACCGCCAUAGCCACGAAGGACGAGAAAAUUUCAAGUCUUGAGCAGCAAAUCUAUGCCGAGAGAGUUGCAGCUCAACAUGAUAUGUCACAACUUUACCAGCAAUACCAGAGCUCACUACAAUGGGAGCAGGCGAAGCACGCAGACGAAGUGGCAGAUUUGAAUCGAAGACAGAGCAAAUGUGAAAAACAGCACAAGGAUUAUGUCAAUGUCCUCACCACCAAGCACCAGAGCCUUAUCGACACAUUGACACACAAGCACGAAACUGAUAUCAAGCGCCGCGAGGAUGAGUACAGAGUCGAAAUUGCCCAUGAGAAGGAGAAGGUUAAAAAAGCCGAAGAAGAUAUGUGCUUGUCCGUCGACAAUUUCCAGGGACUGCAGGAUGACGAGCUCGGGAAACGAUUCUACAAGCUCACCACUGAGAUCGAGGGCCUUUCACGCCUGACCUCAGCCCCUGAUUUCGUGCAACAAGCCGAGGCAAUGGGGUUCAACGUCCGGCUACAAUCCCCAAUUCCGCUUCGUGACCACACAUUCUUGUUCCAGAGUAUUUUGUGGAAAAUCGUCGUAGAUGGCACCUUCCUGACGCCGUUCCGGGUUUUCGGAGCCUACGGCGACCCCAUCUACCAAACCUGGAGAGCUCUAUUUGGCGUUCAGGAUAAUGCACUCCUGGAGUGGCCGGAAGCAGAUCCUCUUGCAGAGAAAUGGCGCUACACGACCGUCGAGCGGCUAAGGAGCGCUCGGAACGCUCCUACCGCUCCCCACCGGCAGCAUCAGGAAAUCCAGGCAAGCUACCAGGACCGUAUCUCCAGUCUUAUCUCGACGCUCUCACACCUCUUCGUGUUUCCCUCCACCAACAACAAUUCGCCGAGCCUGGCUACCAGACUCCAUGAGCUCAUAGAGCAAGCCAGUGAGUUUGCUACUCUCAUCGCGAUUCAACGAUACCGGGUCCGCUUCUUCUUGCCUUCCACUCUUGGGCUUCGCGGUCAACUUGACACCAAGUACGUCAAGGGGGUAUACCCCGGAAGUGAACUGGAGGCUGCGUACGCGAAUGCGGAAUUCGUAGUAUCCCCCGGAUUGGUCAAGGAAGGAAACUCGAGGGGCGGGAAGUUAGAAGAGAAGGUGCCGUUGAUCAAGGCUGUAGUGUACUUCAACCACGAGGGCAGCGCAGGAUAA